CAAAACAACUUCCGGUUUGGCGGCUAGGAGAAAAUAAACAAACGAGUGGAUGCUGAAGAAGAAGAAGAAGAAGAAGAGGAAGAGGAGUCACUAACACAGACCUGCUGCUCGGAGCCGCGGCUCCUUCGUUCGCCGUCAUGACAACUAAGAGGCUGGACAACUUUGAGGUGACGUGCGAAUGGGCUUCCUGCAACUUCAGGGGCUGCACCAUGGAGGAGCUGAGUGACCACAUGUCGUUGCACUUGAAGGAUUUCCUGGGAGACAGUGACGCCCUGGAGGAGCUGGAUGAGUACGCUUGUCUCUGGAAAGGAUGUGAAUUUCUAUCGAUGGGUAGUCCAACGGAGCUGGAGGUCCACGCUUACUUUCACAACUACCACGGAAAGCUCAAGUUCGUGGGCUCCCAGCUGCUCCAGUCCCGUCCCGACCUGCCCAGCUGCAACCAGGGUUUACACAGCAACAACCUGGUUCCUGAAGGAUCGGAUGGAUACGUCUGCCAGUGGGAGAACUGCGAUAGUUCAUUCAACAACCCUGAGUGGUUCUACCGACAUGUGGACAAUCACAUCCAAAGUGCCGAGUUACAGUCGUUCUCACAACAACAACAGGCUCUGUUCUGCCACUGGGCAGGCUGCGACGCUUUCUUCAAGAUCCGGUACCGAAUGCGAGAACACAUGCGGAGCCACACCCAGGAGAGACUUGUCGCCUGUCCUACGUGCGGCAGCAUGUUCUCCAGCAACACAAAGCUGUUUGACCACCUCCACAGGCAGGCCGAGCCAAUGGAGUCGCUUGUUUGUGAACAUUGUGGCAAAGCUUUCUCCAGUGAGAGACUUUUGAGGGAUCACGUUCGUCAGCAUGUGAAUCAGGUCAAGUGUCCCUUCUGUGACAUGACCUGCACCACUUUGGCAGCUCUGAAGAUCCACAUCCGCUUCCGUCACUGUGACGAGCGGCCGUUCCCGUGUGACUUCUGCGACAAAAGAUUCAAGAACCAACAAGAUCUCCAGAAGCACACCGAGGUUCACAAUGAGGGGACGGUGUAUCGCUGCACUGUCGAGGGUUGUGAUUAUUCCUGUCACACGUUUCAAACCAUGACUCACCACUUGAAGAGAGCGCACGAGGUCGGGGGGAUGUCCAAGUACAAGUGUCAUAUUUGUGAUAAGGUCUUCUCGUGGUGUUACACUCUCACACUUCACCUCCGUAAGAAGCACGAGCUGAAAUGGCCGUCUGGACAUUCACGCUUUAGAUACAGGAAGGAUGUAGACGGCUUCUUAAAAGUAAACAUGGUGCGAUUUGAGACUGUAGAGGUGACGAAGGAGAUUAUGAAGAACAUGGCCAAAAAACCUCAGAGCCUCCGGAAAAAUCUUCGGACGAGGAGUCGGACCAAGAAGGCCGCGGUGAUGCCAGAGAGCGGCCGCAGCUCGCCGGCAGGAUCCUCCUCGCCCUCCUCCAGCUCCUCGUCCUCGUACUCGUCAGAGUUCUCUGGAGGGGAGGACAUUUCGGCUCAGCCCAGCCCCAGAGGCAGCGAGUCUCCCGUCUACUGUGUGAUGAGCACCAUCCCUCACAUCGAGGACGAGCCUGGAGGAUUCUCUCAGGAGGACUGUGAUGGCGAUGGGACGUCUGGAGCCGUCCAGGCCUUGACCGAGGUCGCAAGGGGCCUCGGCAUGGACGUGGUUUGAUCGUCCCACUUUGGAUGGUGUGAAAUCACACCAGGUUUUAAUAAAUUUGGCUGUGAAGCUAUCAGUGGAGACAUCACUGGAAGUGACUGAUGUGUGUGAUGUGACGUUGAGAUGGUUCUUCUCACCACAGGUUUUAGUGGAACACAGUUUCACUGUAGCAGCUCUUAUUAACUCUACUGCCUCACUACGCUUUGUGACGUCUUGUGUGUUAAACAAGACGACAAAGUUUUCAUGAAUGAGUGAACAGCACUGCUAAGCUUCUUCUGUGACAUGUUUACACAACAGGCUCCGUUUUCUGUGACAUUUCCCCUGUUGUUGAACACAGUAUUUCAGAUGAUGGUAUUUUUUUGUAGCCUUUGAAUGUUGCAUAAUUUUAUUGAUAUAAAUUUUAAAUACAUUUUUGACACAAACGCAACAUU
Hippoglossus stenolepis (Pacific halibut) is the source of this 2089-nucleotide messenger RNA. RefSeq lists its product as uncharacterized. Gene Ontology annotation, molecular function: RNA polymerase II cis-regulatory region sequence-specific DNA binding; DNA-binding transcription factor activity, RNA polymerase II-specific. The record is from RefSeq and is a predicted model, not a curated record. Bases 138 to 1670 code for a protein of 510 amino acids. Lineage: Eukaryota; Metazoa; Chordata; Actinopteri; Pleuronectiformes; Pleuronectidae. Gene Ontology annotation, biological process: anatomical structure development; regulation of transcription by RNA polymerase II. The transcript is spliced from 10 exons.